Molecule: messenger RNA, 3147 nt
Organism: Chrysemys picta bellii (western painted turtle)
Lineage: Eukaryota; Metazoa; Chordata; Testudines; Emydidae
Source: RefSeq, a predicted model, not a curated record
CAGGAUGCGGCUUUGAAAAUUCUCACCAACACCAACACCAACACCAGGCAGCCCUGUGAAAAUGGAGUCUUCAUAGACCAGCAUAGUGACAUUGACAUUUCAUUCUCCAUAGCAGACAUGAUCCCUGGGGCAGAAAUGGUGAAUAUUGCAGAAGGGACCCCAGUGAUCAAUGGCCUGCUAGCGCCAGGUCCCAGCGCCCAGGACGAGGCAGUGCCACGUGCGUACUUCCCAGAGACGUGGCUGUGGGACCUGGAGCUCGAAGGGGGCUCCAAGGACGUCCCAGUCUCGGUGCCCGACACCAUCACGGAGUGGAAAGCUGGGAUGUUCUGCACGGCGGAGGUGGGCUUUGGGCUCUCGCCCACCGCAACCUUCACGGCCUUCAAACCCUUCUUUGUGGAGGUGGCCUUGCCGUACUCUGUGAUUCAGAGAGAGGCCUUCGCCCUAAAGGCCACCGUCUUCAACUACCUGCGGCAGUGCAUCAAGGUGCGAGUGACGCUGGCCGAGUCUGCGCAGUUCCAGGUGCAGGUGGGCGAGGACGGCGCCUACACCAGCUGCCUCUGUGCAGAUGAAGAGAAAACCUUCCAGUGGGAGGUGAUGGCGAGCAGCCUGGGGGAAGUGAACUUCACCGUCAGCGCCGAGGCUCUGCACACCGAGGAGCUGUGCGGCACAGAGGUGGCCGUGGUGCCGGCCCAGGGGCGAGUGGACACCGUGAUAAAGCCCCUGCUGGUCCAGUCGGGGGGGAUCCCGGAGGAGAAGGCGCACAGCUCCCUGCUCUGCCAGGAAGCAUCCGAAGAAAUCUCCUUGCAGCUGCCAGUGAAUGUCCUGGCAGGGUCCGAGCGGGCCCACAUAACUGUCCUGGGAGACAUAAUGGCCACGGCUCUGCAGAACAUAGACCGCUUGCUGGGCAUGUCCGAUGAUAAUGGAGAGGAGAACAUGGUCCGGUUUGCUCACAACAUCUACACCCAGCAGUACCUGGAAAAGAGCGGGCAGCUGAGCACGGAGAUCAGAGACAAGGCCCAGGGAUUCCUCCAGAGCGGCUACCAGCGCGAGCUGCUCUACAAACACAAUGAUGGCUCUUACAGCAACUUUGGGGAGAGCGAUGCCAAGGGCAACACCUGGCUGACGGCCUUCGUUCUCAAGUCCUUUGGCCAAGCCAGACCCUACAUCUCCAUCGACGAGAAGCACCUAGAGGACGCCCUAGGGUGGCUGCAGCGCCACCAGCAGAAGACCGGCUGCUUCCGCAGUGUGGAUAAUCUGUGGAACAACGCUCUGCAGGGCGGCGUGGUGGACGAGCUCUCUCUCUCGGCUUACAUCACGGUGGUGCUGCUGGAGCUGGGGCAGCCGCUCACGGACCCCAUGGUUACCAGGGCCCUCCAGUGUCUCCGGAAGUCGAGCACCAGUGACCUCUACACUCAGGCGCUGCUGGCCUACGCCUUCGGGCUGGCGGGGAGCAGUGAACUGCGGGACACCCUUCUGCAGCACCUGGCCCAGCACAGCGUCAGCGCCGGGGAACAGCUCCACUGGCAGAGGAAGGUGAAGGCCCUGCCCAGCCCCUAUGGGAACCAGCCCCCGUCGGUGGAGAUGACGGCUUACGUGCUCCUGGCCUAUCUCUCCCUGCCCAAUGUGUCUGCUGCCGACAUGGGGACCGCUGCCCAGAUCGUCCGCUGGCUCACCAAGCAGCAGAAACCUUAUGGGGGCUUCUCCUCCACGCAGGACACGGUGGUGGCCCUGCAGGCCCUGGCUAAAUACGCAGCCCUGACGUACAGCCCGAGCGGGGCUGUGUCGGUGACGGUGAGCUCCCAGGCCGGGGCCCGGCAGCAAUUCCACGUGGAGAACGCCAACCGGCUGGUGCUGCAGCGAGCGGCCCUGCAGGAGAUCCCCGGGCAGUACACGGUGCGGGCCAGUGGCAAGGGCUGUGUCUUUGUGCAGCUGACUCUGCGCUACAACGUGCCGCCCCCAAAGAGCGCCGCGACCUUUGACCUGUGGGUGGAGACGGAGCCGAAGGAGUGCACCGAGAGCGCCAGAUCCCGCUUCAGCCUCGUGCUGCACGCCCUGUACAGUGGGGAGUGCCCAGCCACCAACAUGGCCAUCAUCGAGGUCAAGCUGCCGUCCGGCUACACCCCCGUCAAGAGGUCCCUGCAGCAGCUGGAGAAGCAGCGUUUGGUGAAGAGGCUGGAGGUGCAGAAUGACCAGGUGACACUCUAUCUGGACCAGCUGACGAAGGAGGCGGUGAGUUUCACCUUCUCCCUGGAGCAAGAUUUCCCUGUGAAGAAUCUCAGAGCAGCCCCAGUGAGACUGUAUGAUUACUACGAGACGGGUGAACACACAGAGGCUGAGUACAGCGCCCCCUGCGGCUCAGCCCCUGAUGCCUACAUGAUGGGAAAUUCUCAAUGAGGCCCCCUCCCCUCCUGUCCCAAGAGCCCCGCGCCGGCAGCCGACACCCCAGGAUCGGGGGGGCAUGGACAGGCCUCGUCUCAGCUGCUGCUCUUCCCUGAACCAGCUGCACUAUCCCCCUUAGCACCUUCUUCAGCCAGCGCCUCCCUGUUCGCUCUGCAAACAUCCCACCUGCUCUCCCAUCUCUCAGCCUGCAGACCGGCCCGCGUGAUCCCAGCUGUCUGUCACACGCAGGGACCAGUGGCUGCAGUGGGGACCCCUGGGGUUUGCUGCCCAUCCUGCCUGGAGCAGCAGGUUCAGUGUAAAACAAAAUACAAAAACCCACCUCUUUGUGAGGCUGUUUUGUUGCUUUGUUCUUGCCCUGCUGCUGCUCCUCACACGGUUCCUGUGCAUCCUUAGAGCAGCGAGAUCCUGGGACCGUGGCUCUGUCUCCUUCCCCAGCCCUUCGGUCAUUGCUGUGGGGUUUGGCUUUAACCCUGGGUCAGGCAGCGUCAGCGACAGCCUCCCGGGUUCCAGCCCCGCCUGGCAGAGCUGCCCUCGUUACACACAUCUACAUGAAAAUGAACCAAUUCAACUCUGGGCAACAUGCACUUCCCUAACUGCGGAGGGGCAAUAGAUGGCAUGCAUUUUCCAAUUCUGGCAGCAGAUCACCUAGCCACCGAGUACAUUCAUCGCAAGGGGUAUUUCUCUGUGGUUCUCCAGGCGCUUGUGAAUCACCGUGGGAGUUUCACAGACAUUAACGCAGGCUAGUCC